Messenger RNA from Scheffersomyces amazonensis, 757 nucleotides. Its product is annotated as mitochondrial 54S ribosomal protein uL13m. Gene Ontology annotation, biological process: translation; negative regulation of translation. The transcript has a single exon. Lineage: Eukaryota; Fungi; Ascomycota; Pichiomycetes; Serinales; Debaryomycetaceae. Bases 192 to 716 code for a protein of 174 amino acids. Gene Ontology annotation, molecular function: mRNA binding; structural constituent of ribosome. The record is from RefSeq and is a predicted model, not a curated record. Gene Ontology annotation, cellular component: ribosome; mitochondrial large ribosomal subunit.
GUAAGUAUUACCAGUAUAAGUAUUACCAGCAGUACCGUAACUACUGAGUGGAAUUAGCAGUAUCAUAGUUACGAUAACUAUACCGAGAAGUACAGUCACCCAGUAUCACUACAGAAGUAACACUAUACCUAACACUACUACACUACUACCCUUAACACUACUAUAACUAUAACUAUAACUAUAACUAUAACAUGUCUCAAAGAAUAGGUACUUCAGCCGUAGCCCUAACUCGUGUAUGGCACCAUGUGGACGUAGCAGCCGACCCAAGAACUUUAGGAAGAUUGGCUGCGUCCAUAGCUCUAACUUUACAAGGCAAACAUAAACCAACUUAUUCUCCUAAUAGAGAUCAUGGAGAUUAUGUGGUAGUAACUAAUUGUAAACAUUUAAAAGUUACAGGAAACAAAUUAAAGGAAAAACAUUACUGGUCUCAUACCACCCGUCCAGGAUCCUUAAAACUUGUACCAAUGGAAAAGAUGAUUGAAGAUAAAGGAUAUGGAGAAGUAUUAAAGAGAGCUGUUAAGGGAAUGAUUCCCAAGACAAAACAUAGACUUAUAAGAAUGGAUAGAUUAAAAUUAUUUGAUGGAGAUGAACAUCCUUAUAAGGAGAAUUUAAUUGCCUUUGCUGAUGAAGUGGAAGAGAUGAAACGUAAAUCUAUUGAAUUCGAACAAAGAGAAGCUCGUUUGAAUGAACUUCGUAAGAAUUACUUAAAGGAUUAGUAUACUGUAAAUAGACACUCUGUAAAUAAAACAUAUAUUAU